AUGGCAACUAAUAAUUAAUAAAAUUAAGAAAAUAAAGAAAUCCCAGCAGUAUAUAGAACUUUUAUGGGCGCAAAAGUUUUAUGGCCACCAGAAUGUCCAGAUGAUGUUCUUGAAGGUGCAAUUAAAGAAACAUAAAAUACAAUUGGAAGAACAGAAAAUCUCAGUAAAGAAGGAUAAAAGAUUGCUGAACAUUUAAAAAAAUAUAUGGAUGAUAAUUUUGAACCUUAUUGGCAUGUUUUUUUUGGAAAAAACUUUGGUUCUUAUACUGUCCAUAAUAAAAACCGUUUCAUUUAUUUUUAUUUUAAAGACAUGGCUUUUUUAAUGUACUAAUCACAAUGA
Messenger RNA from Ichthyophthirius multifiliis, 339 nucleotides. RefSeq lists its product as hypothetical. The transcript is spliced from 2 exons. Gene Ontology annotation, biological process: microtubule-based process. The record is from RefSeq and is a predicted model, not a curated record. NCBI's taxonomy places the organism in Eukaryota, Ciliophora, Oligohymenophorea, Hymenostomatida. Gene Ontology annotation, molecular function: dynein light intermediate chain binding; dynein intermediate chain binding. Gene Ontology annotation, cellular component: dynein complex.